Molecule: messenger RNA, 1157 nt
Organism: Zea mays
Lineage: Eukaryota; Viridiplantae; Streptophyta; Magnoliopsida; Poales; Poaceae
Exons: 8
Coding region: 207-971 (254 amino acids)
Source: RefSeq, marked validated
AAAACGGUCAUCGCCCUUGUCUUCUUCUUCUUCUUCUUCAUCUCACCAACCUUUCCCUUCCCGUCCCAACCGCCGUCCGCCUGCUCCCUUCCGCUCACCUGCUUCAUCUGUUUUGAAGAAAAAAAGGAAAACAGAAGGAAGAGAGUAAAAGAGGCCUGCGCUGCCCUGCGCCCCAGAGUAUGCGCUUCUAACACUUGCAUAUUUGGAUGGAUGAUGUAUAUGGACGGAUAGAGGUCUUCCCCCAACACUUUGUACCAUCAAAAGAAGCUAUGGAGACACCUGACGGUCUAUCAACAAGUAAGAAUAGCCUGGAUAGUCCACCAAGUUCAUGUAAGCGUUCCUGGACUCCAAGACGAGUUAAGGGAGCUGCAUCCAUUUUGCAUUUAUUGUCCAUUCCCCGCAUAAGAUGGUCUACAAGCAAUGAGGAUGAUGACAAGAUUGAAUUAUCUAGAGCCGAAGUAGAAACUUUACGAACCGAAAUAGCGGGUGCCGAGGAAAGGGAAUCUCACUUAAAAGCUCGGUUGGAAAACAUUGAUGAAGUUUUGAGAUAUGCACGGCUUUCUGGCUAUCUCUACAUUAGAAGUCGAUGGACCCAACUCCCUGGUGAACCACCUAUAUUAGAUGAUGCUGAUGUGGAUGACUGGCUUCCUCGCUUUGUUGUUCUACAAGGGCAGUGUUUAUACUAUUAUCUGAAAUGUACAGAUCUGAGCCCACAGGAAUCUACACUCUUAUGUGAUGUUGUUGAAGUAGGGCAGCUUCCAGACUUUGUGCCAGAAGAUGAAAAGACGAGAUAUGCGUUUUACCUGUUGACCCGUCAAGGGUUGAGGUUUGAAUGCUCCAGUACCUCCGAAAUACAGGUUGAUUCAUGGGUAAGAGCACUGUCAAGUGACUGCAAAUUGCAGGAUGGCGCUGGUGAUGAUAAGAUGAUGAAUACGAGGAGUAGCCAAGUAGAAGCUGGGUCAUCAUGGUAGACGAUGUAUGGAGUGCUGUACAGUACAAUAGUCAAUGAAAUGUACAUACAUUACAUGCAUGUAAAGGGAGCAACAUAGUAGACGCAUUCAACACGAGAUGACAUGUUGCUCGUGGUAUUUUUCAACUUUUAGGGAGCACACAAAUGAUGUAUUUCUGUAGCAAAAAAUCCGUCGUCCGUUUGAGUU